This is a messenger RNA of Trichosurus vulpecula (common brushtail), 1348 nucleotides long. Its product is annotated as ankyrin repeat domain-containing protein 7-like. Lineage: Eukaryota; Metazoa; Chordata; Mammalia; Diprotodontia; Phalangeridae. Gene Ontology annotation, molecular function: protein binding. The record is from RefSeq and is a predicted model, not a curated record. The transcript has 8 exons. Bases 143 to 1348 code for a protein of 401 amino acids.
AACUGCAGUUUGGAGUCUCUUAUCCUCCUCCCUUCAGCCACUGAACUUUUCUGGAGCGGAAGCGAGGGCCCGGAGAAGGCUGAGAGACCAAGGAAGAAUCCCUCGCGAGUUCUCCCGACCAUCUCUGAAGCCGGGCCCCGGAAUGAAGAAGAUUUUCAGCUUCGGCAGCAAGAGAGAGGCGUCUCGGUCUCGCGCCUCCUUCCCCCCGCGGAGGGACAGCGGGGUCCAACCCUCCGGCCCUAAUGCUGGAUACCUCAUCAGGGUCAAGGACCUCGGGAAGAUCCACAAAGCUGCCUCGAUCGGGGAUGUGGCGAAGGUGCAGCAGCUGCUGAUGCUCGGGAAAUCCGGCGUGAACGAUCUGGAUAAAGAGAACCGGACGCCUCUACACCUGGCCUGUGCUAAUGGAUAUCCAGAUGUUGUGUCUGUCUUAGUAGAGAGAAAAUGUAAGCUAAACGUGCGUGACAAUGACAGUCAAACACCUUUAAUUAAGGCUGUACAGUGUCAACAGGAGGAGUGUGCAACUAUCCUGCUGGAACAUGGUGCAGACCCUAAUCUUGUGGAUAACAACAACAACACUGCACUUCACUAUGCUGCCUUUGUACAAAACACAGCCAUAGCAGCAGAGCUGCUUAGACAUAAUACAGAUAUUGAAGCAAAAAACAAGGAAGGCUAUACACCACUUUUGCUUGCAAUUAGAGAAAAUAAUCAAGAUAUGGUAGAUCUUCUCUUAAAGAGUGGAGCAAAUGUGAAUGCCUCGGAUAAGUCUAAAAGAACAGCACUGAUGAUUGCUGUCAGUGGUGAACCAACAGGCAUAGUCAGUCUUCUUCUUCAAUAUGAUAUUGAUCUCUCUUGUCAAGAUACAUAUGGAUGGACAGCUGAGAAAUAUGCUAUUGUCAGUGGUCAUUCUAUUCAUCGUCAACUUAUUAAUCAGUACAGGACGCAGAAGGCACCUAAUCAGCCCCUUUCACCCCAAAUCAGUGGUUCAGAGAGGGCUUCUGAUCCAGAAUUUACUUUGGGUGGAUCUGCCAUAGACCAAGAAGCUUUUGCUUCACAGAUACUAAAGAGAAUACAUAAGCCACAAGAGUUAGGGGGACCAGGGAACAGAGGUUUGAAAGAGUUGAUCUCUGCUCUUGGGGUGAAAAGGGCACUAUCCCAAGCUUCUUAUGCUGAGAGCCAGUUGGUGGGUCAUUGUCUUUCCAUGCUGGGGCCUCAGCUGCUUGCGUCUUGCCCACUGCUCUGGCGGUGGCCCAGCCUAGUUGUGCCCAUUGUGCUGAGGUUCCCUGGCUCAUAUUUUGCCUUCUGCCAUGGGGUUGGAGGCCUCACUGCUUGCCUGCUGAGCCAAGACUGA